CUGAAGGCAGCAGCAGAAGGUGACUUGAAGCUUAAAGUUUUGCCUUAGAGUAACUGAUUUGAUUUCACUGUUGGUGUCAGCAGGUGGUAGCGAAGAAUUUCACUUGCAAACCAUUCAGCUGGACUCACCUGUGCAGUUGAGCUCUGAAUUUCCAACCAUGGACCAAUCACUGUCUGGUGGGCGGUGUCAAGUGAGCGUGCUCAGCUGUUUCCCGCCUUCUGUAGGCAGAGAUAUUGCUGUUGCUGUGGUGAAACCCCUGGGAGCUGGCCUUGGAAACCCUGGCACCCGUAGCUUGCUAUGCACAGACAAACAGGUAAAGUGGACAAUGGAGGUCUUGUGUUAUGGCCUCACUCUCCCACUAGAAGGAGAUACCGUCAAACUCUGCGUGGACAUCUACACUGAUUGGCUAAUGGCCCUGGUUUCCCCAAGAGACUCCACUCCUCCACCAAUCAGCAGAGACCCCAACCUGUAUGUCCAGAAGAUCCUCCGACACCUGUUCAAUCUGUUCUUGCCCAGGUCUGACCAGGUAAAUCUGGUCUACCUGUCUCUCUAUCAGCAGGUUCUGUGUGCUGUCCAAGUACUGGCUAAAGAGAGUACCAUGAUGAGUAGAGACACCUGGGAGACUCUGUUGCACUUCUUGCUUCGCAUCAACCAUGCCAUGCUGUCUCCAGCAACUGCUGCAGGUGGUGUAUCAGACAUGUUGAUGGCAGUGCUCCUUGAAGUGUGGCUGCUGUCUUGCUCUCGAUGUUUUCCAUCUCGCUCACUAUGGCAGACAUGCAGACAGAUGUUGAGCAGCUGGAGACAUCAGCCUGCAGUUGUGGAACAGUGGUGCAGAGUUGUUGCAGCCUUAACUUCCAGGUUGCUGCAGCUGACUUUUGGGCCAUCAUUCCCUCACUUUAAAGUCCCAGAAGAAGAUGCUGCCCUGAUCCCCGAGGACAUGGAUGAUAAACGAAUCCCCCAGACCUGGUUCAGGUUCCUGCACUUAUUUAGUAAUCCGGUGGAGCUUAGUCGCACAGCAGCUGUUGUUCCAUCUCAAGUUUCACAGGGGGAGGUGUUGAGAAGAGGUGACAGUCAGCUACCAAACAUCUUCUUUAAAGCCAUGAGUGGAGUCGGUAUCCUUGUCAACGCCUUCCUGGGUGUGACUGUGGAAAGUAAAGAAACAAUAGAACAACUCCUUCCAAACACUGGAAUGACAACAAAACUGCACUUCAGAGACCGGCUGCCUUCUUUUGGUAUUUCUGUGACCAAAAGCCCGUUCAGAGACCGUCUGCCCUCCUAUGGUAUCUCCCGGCCUCGUUCUGGCAGUGCACCACCCACUCCAGUGAAUGUACUGAGCAUGCCAAGCUCCCCUUCCUCAACCAGUUCCUCCCCUCCAUACAACAGACAAGUGACAGCAGCAAAUUUUUCCAAGACAACCACCAAGACUCCCACGAUUCCAUCAUGCCAUUGGAAAUCUUUCUCCCAGCUUCCUUCCUUCUCCUCCCUGUUUUGUUCAUCUCUCAGACCCUCUCCCUCACCCCUCAGGUGUAAUGUGGACCACCUUCUACAUCUGUUUGGUUGCUGGCUGUUUGAUGCUGCACUAAUCAGCAGAGACUCUGCUGGGCAGGGUGAUGUUGCUGUGAUGUCAAAUGGAUGGGCGGCAGGUCGAGCUGAGGCUUGUGGGACACUUUGCAGGAUCUUCAGCUGCAGGAAGACGGCAGAGGAAAUUCUGUCUGUCUACCUGUCCAGGUUCUACCUGGUUUUGGUACAGGGUCUUCAAGUGUCAGAGAAGGCCAGUUCCCCUGUUCUGGCCUCCAUUCUGCUGAACUCCACCUCUCUGUUCUGCUGUGACCUAAGAGGAGUCAACAUACUGCUACCUCCCUUUAUCUCAGCUCUGGAAAAUGUGCUGCUUGACAGAGAGCUACUGAAGUUUAAGAAUUUUGUCACUCUGGUGGAUUUAAGGCGAGCCUCCAUCCUAGUCCUGCUUUCCCUGCUGCCCAUCCCUAUGCACUUUGGAUCAGUCCAGUUAGAGGAGUUACAGGAUAGGAAGUUAAGCGCUGAUGCUGCAACAAGUACCCUCCUGUUGCUGAAGCCACGCCUUAUCAGUGUCCUGAUUGGAGCUCUGCAGACAGAGGCAGACACCUGUAACAUACAGCUCCUCCUGGCGGCCAUGUUGAAUCUGAUUCAGGAUUCAGCUGUGUUAGAGCCCGCAGGACGAACUCAACAAGAAACUGAGCCCCUGCUUACUGGGACCAGUAAACUCAAACAGGCUUUGGGAGCAAGUCAGACCAGUUCAAACCGAUGGACCAGAGGAUCGAAUGCAGUGGCAGUUUUGUGGGUUCAAUCUCUACGUUUGCUCACUCAGCGUCUGACGUCUCAGUGGAGGAAUGAUUCAGCAGUUUGUCUGUCUGCCCUGGAAGUACUGGGAGGAUUGGCCAAGGUGGAAGUGCGAGUGGAGGAGUCAGAGAGGAUGCGAGUAGUCAGUUCAGUCUGCACCUACAUUGUUUUUCAGUGCAGUCGUCCUCCUCCUCUUCACUCCAGAGAUCUGCACUCCAUCAUUGUUGCUGCCUUCCAGUGUCUCAAUGUCUGGUUAACGCAACAUCCCACACUGCUUGGCCAUAAGGAGUGUUUGUUGGAGGUCCUGGAGAUCGUGGAACUCGGGAUUUCAGGCAGUAAGUCUAGACAGGAACAAAAAGUGAGAUGUAAAGAGGAGAAAGACCAAAACCCAGCCUCUCUGAGGGUGAAGGAGGCAGCUGAGGCCACACUUAGCUGUGUUAUGCAGGUUUCAGAGGCAUUCCCUUUCGUCAGUGGUAUCCUCAAUGAGGAUGUUCUGGUUCGUUCUUCCUGUCAGAGUGACAGCAGUCUUGAGAAGUUCAGAUAUUUUGUGGUGGAAAGCUCCAUGAUCCUAGCCUUUUUGGAGCAAACACUGGGACGUGAACAGGCACAGUAUCCAUCACUCAUCAUGGUGACCAGGGGAGCGUCAGGACGCCACACCUGGAGUCUAGAGCUUUGUCCAAAGCCUCACGAGGGACAAGCUGACACACAGGAACCCCUGAUACCAGAACAGCACAGCAUGGCCCAGGAAGAUGCCAGAAUACAAACUGUUAUCAAACAGCAGCUGCUUUCUGAAAGUUUUGAUACAGUUCCAUCAGUUAAAGCAGAUCAUAGUAUUCCAGCUCUGCAUGAGACCAUUACUGAGGAGGUGCAGCAGCAACUAGAACAUCUGCGAACAGCUUUAAAGAGACAGCAGCAAGUCGAGGCUCGACCACAAGCGAGCAGUCGUUCGGCUGUCCCGAUGACCUGUAAACCUCCUCCACCUGUCACCCAUUUCCAGGCGGCAAGACUGUUCCUGUCCCACUUGGGCCUGCUGACACCUGAGAGUGUAAAGGAUCCAGGUAUCAGUGGUGUUCCAGCUCCGCUUGUGGUGCUCGACUCAUCUCUUCCUGGUUUCUUUGACAGCCUGAGAAAUUUGGACCAGCAGCCAUCAAGAAUCUACGAUUCCACCUUUAUCUUCUACAUGGGAGCAGCACAGAGGACAGAGGCUGAGAUCCUGAAGAAUGUGGAGUCGGCCUGCAAUGUCCAUUCACACUUCCUUGACUUCCUGUCAUCUCUUGGUUGGCCGGUGGAGGUGGGACAGGUGGGCAGGGUCAGCACUAGCAGAUCCGAAUUUUCUUCUGUGCUGGGUGACAGCGGAGGGAGUGUGUUUGACGGGAAGCGGUUCAUCCUGAUGUUCACAGACUGUCUGACAGAGCUCACCUUCAUUGUCCCAUCACUGCUACACAGUCAUGAUGGCUCGUCAAAGAGUUCAGAGGUGUUGUUCCCACCUGCUGAGUCACCACUCAACCUACCACGUCACUCUAAAUCCAAUAGUUAUCCAGCAAUGAUGCCAUGUAACAGCCCUGAAUGCAACUUGAUGAUAGUCUGGGUCGAACGGUUCGAGGACAUUGAGAAUUUCCCUGUGUCUGGUCUCCUGUCACAUACCAGGUCACAAACAGAGAUGAGUAUAUCCACAAUCCAGCUGAUUUUUAUACAUCCUCUGAAAACUGGACUCUACCGAAUCCAUGUCAGUGAAAACACCACCAGCAAGUUUGGUUUGGUAGUCCCAUUGGUCAGCGGGAGUGUGGUCAGCAAGAGGUCACUGGGUUUUUUGGUUAGGGAGAUGAUGAUAAACUGGUGCCACCGAAGAUUGUUAGAAAGUGACUCUACUCCACCACCUCACAUUAGAAGAAAGCACAUGAUCAAUGACAUCACUCUUCGCUACCGCAGCCGCCACUCUGAACCUGCCUUUUACUCUUCCCUUUUCUAUGAACCCUAAUCUGCUAGCCCUGCAAGUGUGUGUGUGUGUGUGUGUGUGUGUGUGUGUGUGUGUGUGUGUGUGUGUGUGUGUGUGUGUGUGUGUGUGUGAGAGAGAGAGAGAGUAUGAAAGGGUUGUUAAGUUAGCCAAUCAGACAAAAAAGGUUCUGUUUCAGCCUCCAGCUAAAGACUAGACUAAACAUUGAAAUUAAAGAUAAUAUAUACAGAUAUUGUAUGUUUUUUUUGUUUUAAAAAGGAAAGCAAAAACCUGUGUACUUUAAGAGUCUUAUGUUCAUCCCAUCAGCCAACUAAUUGGUCCUCUGUUGAAUUACAUUGACCAUUUUAUAGCAAAAUACCUUUACAAUGCAAACUACAGAGCAUAUGCAAUGACACAUCUGUUUUUUGUUUUUGUUUUUUGUUUUUGGG
Messenger RNA from Maylandia zebra (zebra mbuna), 4698 nucleotides. The record is from RefSeq and is a predicted model, not a curated record. Lineage: Eukaryota; Metazoa; Chordata; Actinopteri; Cichliformes; Cichlidae.